Ascochyta rabiei is the source of this 1089-nucleotide messenger RNA. RefSeq names its product Mannan endo-1,4-beta-mannosidase. The record is from RefSeq and is a predicted model, not a curated record. Lineage: Eukaryota; Fungi; Ascomycota; Dothideomycetes; Pleosporales; Didymellaceae. Gene Ontology annotation, molecular function: hydrolase activity, hydrolyzing O-glycosyl compounds. The transcript has 3 exons. The coding region runs from base 1 to 1089 and encodes 362 amino acids.
AUGAGGUUCUCUACUGUCUUCACUGGAGUGCUGUUCAGUCUUGCAUCUCUUAGCACUACUUAUGCGGCAAAGUCGUUUUCUGGUUCGAACUUGUACUAUGCGGCUGGCCUGAAAGAAGCACAACAGACUACCCUGCUAGAAGGACUGCGGAGUGCCGGUGUCAAAGUCCUCCGCGUCUGGCUCGACGGCCAGUCUGGAGACACAAAAGGCACGCCAAUCGAUGACUUUCCAGCGCUACAAGGCGAUUCGCCGGACUCUUGGGACGACACCGUGCUGAACCGCCUCGACAAGUUCAUGGUGAAAGCGUACAGCUACAACAUCAAGCUCCUCAUCUCCAUCCACAGCUACAACGCUCUGGAGGGCAAUAAAGACUUCUACGGCAAAUGGUACGGCACGGGCGACUUCUACACCAACAGCGAGGCCAUGACCUACUUCAAAGAACGCAUUGCGCACGUCCUCGCCCACGUGAAUCCAGCGACGGGAAGGACAUGGGCGCAGAGCUCAGAGUACAUAUUCGCCUUUGAAGCGCAAAACGAAGCAAUGCACCCCCAGGGAAACCCCGCAGCCCUAGCAACCUGGCAAUGCACCAUGGCACAAGCGCUCAAGUCUUCUCUCGGUAGCAGCAGUAUCCCCGUCAGCACAGGCGGUGGCUCGUACCUGGCGACCUCACUGCUAGACGCCUACUUCACCUGUGCCGCGCUCGACAUCCUGUCCAUCCACGCCUACGGGCCCGGGGAUUUCGAGACGUCGAAGCUGCAGACCUACGUUGCCCACGCGCAAACCGCAGGCAAAGCGCUGAUCAUGCAGGAAUGGGGCGCGUGCUACAACGACGGUGCCAACAACAAAUGCGACGGCACCACGCCCCUCGGCGUGGAUGCCCGCAACGACAAUAUCAAAAACUGGGCCGCGCAGAUCGACGCCGCGGGCAUCCCGUGGUUCUACUGGCAGAUUCUGCCGAACCCGGAUCCGCACUUCGGAUGGGAUUAUGAGGUGGGUAUCGAUGAUGUUAACUGGACUGCGCUGCAGGAGGCGAGUCUUGAGGCGGGACAGGCGGACGCGGCGUUUGAUUUUGAGAAGUGGUUGCUUUAA